AUGAAGCCACUUACCCUGGAUAACCUCCGUCGCCUCCUUGGCGGUGGAAGGAAGAAGAAGGAGCAGCCUAGCUUUAAGAGGAGUGACUCCUUCAAAAGGAUAUCCAUACGAAAAAAUUGUCUCGACCGAGGUAAAGGACGGAAACCGCCCGCCCCCGUCGUGCCAGAAGAGCCGCCUUCGGAUCCUCUCGUCAUCGGUUACGGCCAGUGGAUAAAAUGUAUGCGAGCCGAGGACUACGAGCACCUGAAGGAGCUGGGGCGGGCUUUGCCCCCGACACCGCCUCCAAGGAGAAAGUACACGCCGGACUCGAGCAUGGAAGUGUUAAAGUUGGAGACUUCUCCAGUGGUUGUACGGCGGAGGCUGGAAGAAAGGGCGGACAGCGGGCUGUCGGUCAGCCUGGGCAGGGUGUGGAUGGACGCGCCCCUGGCGAUGGCCAACGCCCCGCGAUCUCUGGAAUUACCGAGGCCUUGUGUCGAACCCUCCAGGAUACAUCACAGCCUCGAGAGCGGCCUGAAGCAACCCCUGGCCUCUAGGAGAGUUCCGACACCUAUAAAUAAGACAUCUGUUGACGUCAGCUCCAGCAAGGAUUCGGGGUUUUCCUUCUCCGUUUCUAUACCGCGACUUUCGGAUCUUUCGCCGACCGGUAGUGGUGCUUUCUGGAAGGGAUCGUCUUCGAAAACUUCUUCAUCUAAGGCCAGUGGGUCCCAAGGAUCGAUAAGGGGUCGUAAGAAAAGGAACUCCGGUAGGAAGAAGUCUUUCGGGACAGCUCGAAGCGAUAUGUACCAGGUGGUAGUGAGCAGGCCGCCACGGUCCCUCAAGUCGCUGAAGCUGGACCCGAUGAUAUUCGUCCCUCCGGAGCGUCGGAAACCCACCACGAUCAAAAGGAGUCGGUACGAAGUGCAGGAGAUUCGCGAUUACUGUUACCCACGCGAUUUGAGGUGCCGACCAGAAGACGAGGGUCUUUACGAGUGUAUAUCGGGUGACUUGAACGAUGGUGAAAGUGAGGACAGGUUCGAAACUCUGUCAGAAGAGGAUGAAGAUGAGGAUUACAAACGAGUGGUCAUCAGGAGACCAGUACGGCGAAAGAAGUCUGGUAAGGCGAAGUACAUUGCCAAGCCGACAAUACAUCGUGCCCCUUCUACCCUUAGGAAGAACAAAAAACUUAUGAAAAAACAAGGUGAUAUUACCCAAAAAGGCUAUGAGAAGAAACGGGGAAGGCUGCUUGCUCCAUACGUCCCUAAGCAAGCUCAAGCCCGGGGUAGCGGAGGGAGCAGCCCGACGACCAGGGCGAGGCGGAGGGGGAACAGAAGGCUCACGAGGAACGAGAGCAGGUACCACUCAGAAGUACGACAGGAAGCUGUGCAGCAGGCCUUGGCUGCAAUGCAGAGCAGGCCAAAGCCUUCAUUGCCAAUGCCUUCCAAGAGGACUUCUGUUAUGGCCAAAUCUCCAGACAGAGAACGUAGGGACUCGGGUUCAAGUUCUGAUGAAGAUAGCAUAGGCAAUGAGGCCCAGAGCACACCGGAAAGGGAACGAGUGAGGGCUCCUGCUCCACUGCCUCCGCACAGCGACACGAGUAGUACGGGCUCGGCCAGGGAGACACCACCACAAAUCCAUCGUCACCCUAGGUUGGCCAACGGUGGGUCAGGCGGUGUCGCUUGGGAAGAUCAGCAGGAUAGAGGAAGCAGGGAGAAGCAGGAAAGAAGACAUAAACCAGAAAUAACAGAUCUCGCUGAUGUCAUGCACAACCUGAGGCCUUAUUCUCAGCCGCCCGAUGUGACACAUAACACAGGCCAGGCAAGGAGAAUCACCCCGGCCGACAGGGUAAACAGGUACAGGGCUCGGCAGUCUUCUGAAGACGGAAUGAGUACAGUGACUGGAACUGGCAGGUGGAAGGUGUCUGCCAAGAUCCAGCAACUGCUUAAUACCCUCAAACGGCCUAAGAGGAGACCGCUACCAGAGUUCUAUGAGGACGAUGACAUAGAACUGGAGAUAGCAGCCAACCCAAAAGACCCUAAUGCUCCCAAGCCAGAAGGAGCCACAAUGACACCUGCAGUUGGAGAACAGCUUGUUGUUCCAUCAGGUUUGCCUAGAAACCUUGAAGCUGCCAUCCAAAGAUAUGGGUCUGCAACCUAUAAAGCUCCUGUUGCAACUGUGCUUGAUCCUAAUGGAAAACUCAGCAUCACUUUAACAUAUGGUAAGCUUCUGAGUAGAUCACAGAAGAUAGCAUAUACCCUCCUUACAAAGAACUUUACAAAAGGAGGAGAUACUUGUUCGCUCAAAUCUGGUGAUAGAAUAGCCCUUGUCUACCCAAAUAAUGACCCCAUCAAUUUCAUGUGCGCCUUUUAUGGUUGCAUGUUUGCUGGUAUCGUCCCUGUUCCUAUCGAAGUGCCUCUUACCAGGAGGGACGCUGGGUCGCAGCAAAUUGGAUUCCUUUUAGGUUCAUGUGGUGUCGAGGUUGCUUUAACCAGCGAGGCAUGCCUGAAAGGCCUUCCGAAGACAGCCGCUGGAGAAGUUGUUGGCUUUAAAGGCUGGCCAAAGCUCCACUGGUUUGUCACAGAACAUCUAGCAAAGACACCUAAAGACUGGACACCCUCCCCAAGACUAACGGACGACAAUCCGGCCUAUAUAGAAUAUACCACAGACAAAGAUGGAUCUGUUAUGGGAGUAACUGUAUCGAGAGCUGCUAUGCUUAGCCACUGCCGAAUGCUCACUAUGGCCUGCAGCUAUACCGAAGGUGAGAACAUGGUCUGUGUUCUCGACUUCAAGAGAGAAGCUGGCCUAUGGCAUUCAGUCCUAACAUCAGUAUUAAACGGCAUUCAUGUUGUUUUCAUACCCUACGCACUCAUGAAAGUCAAUCCAGCCUCUUGGAUGCAGAUGAUUACCAAAUACAGAGCCAGUGUCGCAGUCGUAAAAUCUAGGGACCUUCAUUGGGGCCUGCUGGCCACGAAGGAUCACAAAGACAUUAGCCUUUCAUCGUUACGACUAUUGCUGGUCGGUGAUGGGGCCAACCCUUGGUCCUUGUCUUCUUGCGACCAGUUCUUAGCUGUCUUUCAAUCAAAAGGUUUGAGAACGGAUGCUAUCUGCCCCUCAGCCUCCAGCUCUGAGUGCCUUACUGUUUCCAUCAGGAGGCCUGGGCGGGGUGGAGCAAACGCUACUGGAAGAGGAGUAUUAUCGAUGUCUGGGCUCAGCCACGGCGUAGUUCGAGUGGACCAAGAGAACUCUCUUACCUCUCUGACGCUUCAGGACUGCGGGCAAGUGAUGCCAGCUUCUUGCAUAAGUGUGAUCAAGAUGGAUGGCCCACCAUACGUUUGUAAGACUGAUGAGGUUGGCGAAAUAUGUGUCAAUUCGCCCGCCACAGGAACUCAAUAUUGGGGCCUUGCCGGCGUCAGCCAGAACACUUUUAGGGUACUGCCUAUCCUUUCGGAUAGUAGUCUUCUUUCCGACUCACCAUACACCAGAUCUGGACUCCUUGGCUUCUUAGGACCUGGAGGACUAGUGUUCGUGUGUGGUUCACGAGACGGAUUGAUGACAGUGACUGGGAGGAAGCAUAAUGCUGAUGAUAUUAUUGCAACUGUUCUUGCAGUCGAGCCGAUGAAGUUCAUCUAUCGUGGUAGGAUCGCAGUGUUCAGCAUCAGAGUUUUGCGUGAUGAGAGAAUAUGUGUAAUUGCAGAGCAGAGACCUGACUGCAGUGAGGAGGAGAGUUUUCAGUGGAUGUCACGAGUGCUCCAAGCUGUCGACUCUAUUCAUCAAGUUGGCCUUUACUGUCUGGCUCUCGUCCCUCCAAACUACCUCCCCAAGACACCACUCGGAGGAAUCCACCUGUCGGAAUGCAAACGACGCUUCCUGGAGGGCACUCUUCACCCGGCUAACGUACUUCUUUGCCCUCACACCUGUGUCACCAACCUGCCGAAACCUCGUGAGGUUCACCUAGACGUAGGUCCUGCUUCGGUAAUGGUCGGAAACAUCGUUCAAGGAAACCGGCUCGCUUCGGCUCAGGGUAGAGACAUGGGGAUUGUUGACGAAGAGUCCGACUCGGCUCGAAAAUACCAAUUUAUAUCCGAGAUUUUACGAUGGCGAGCCAUUUCCACCUCUGAACACCUGAUAUUCACCCUUCUCAACUCGAAGGGCGGCGUAGCUGGAGUCUUAACCUGUUCUCAGCUGCACAAGCGAGCCGAGCGAGUCGGUUCACUGCUCUUGGAGCGAGCCAAGAUCAACACUGGGGACCAUGUUGCCCUUAUCUUUCCACCCGGCAUAGAUCUCAUUUCGGCUUUCUAUGGAUGCCUUUAUGUCGGAGCUGUACCCGUGACGAUAAGGCCCCCACAUCCGCAAAAUCUGCAAACAACCUUACCAACAGUACGAAUGAUAGUUGAUGUUAGCAAAUCUGUUCUAGUCCUUUCAAACCAAUAUGUGAUCAAGCUCCUUAGAUCUAAGGAGGCAAGUAAUGUAGUAGAUAUUAAAUCAUGGCCUGUGAUCCUCGACACUGAUGAUAUGCCCAAGAAGAAACUCACGGCUCCGUAUCGUGCACCAACAGCCGAGAUGUUAGCUUAUUUAGACUUUAGUGUAAGCACAACAGGAAUGCUGGCUGGUAUCAAAAUGUCCCAUGCAGCCGUAACAUCGCUAUGCAGAUCAAUGAAAUUAGCCUGCGAGCUUUAUCCAUCAAGGCACAUAGCACUGUGCCUUGACCCUUAUUGCGGAUUAGGAUUCGCACUCUGGUGUCUUAGCAGUGUAUAUUCUGGCCACCAUUCCAUCCUUAUACCUCCAUCGGAAGUGGAGGUGAACCCAGCCUUGUGGUUGUCAGCGGUUAGCCAGUAUCGAGUCAGAGAUACCUUCUGCUCUUAUGGAGUUAUGGAACUAUGCACUAAAGGACUCGGGUCGAGUGUGAACGCCCUGAAGGCGAGAGGUGUUUCUUUAGCAUGCGUCAGAACCUGUGUCGUGGUUGCUGAAGAGAGGCCUAGAAUCAACCUCACCUCUUCAUUCUCCAAACUGUUCUCAACCCUUGGACUCAGUCCUCGAGCAGUAUCGACAAGCUUUGGCUGCAGGGUUAAUGUUGCUGUUUGCCUCCAGGGUGCAUCAAGCCCAGAACCAUCAUCAGUUUAUGUCGACCUACGUGCUCUGCGUAACGACCGCGUCAGCCUAGUUGAGAGAGGUUCUCCGCAUUCCCUCUGCCUCUUGGAAUCUGGAAAACUGCUCCCAGGUGUUAAAGUUAUCAUAGCCAAUCCAGAAACUAAGGGACAGUGUGGAGACUCACAUCUUGGAGAGAUCUGGGUACAGUCUCCUCACAAUGCGAGCGGCUACUUUUCAAUAUAUGGUGAUGACAGCGAAUAUAACGAACAUUUCAAUGCACGUCUGGUGACAGGCAACACUGGAGAAGUGUAUGCAAGAACUGGGUACCUUGGCUUCCUUCGAAGAACUGAACCCGGCACAACCCAGCCUCCUCCACUCCUUACAUCUGACCUCACCGACCUGACUUCUCUACAUGAGAUUUCUCCGCUCAAUCGACCUCAGCAACAGGACUCCUCUGCAGAACUUCAUGAUGCAGUAUUUGUCGUUGGUGCUCUUGAUGAAACUGUGAUGCUGAGGGGAAUGCGAUACCACCCGAUUGACAUCGAAAAUAGUGUGAUGAGGUGCCAUAAGAAAAUUGCUGAAUGUGCUGUGUUUACUUGGACGAAUCUACUAGUUGUUGUUGUUGAGCUUGAUGGAAAUGAAAGUGAAGCUCUUGAUCUUGUACCUCUGGUCACAACUGCUGUCCUUGAAGAACACCAUCUAAUCGUAGGCGUAGCAGUAGUGGUCGACCCAGGAGUUGUACCAAUCAACUCCCGCGGGGAGAAGCAGAGAAUGCAUCUCCGCGACGGCUUCCUUGCCGACCAACUCGAUCCUAUCUACGUCGCCUACAAUAUGUAAAUCUUAUGCAAUUUUCCAGGCGGCACUUAGUAUUUCUAUUGUAUUAUUAUGAUCCGCCUUUUAAUUUCUUUUUUAUAUAUAUUUUCGUUACUAAACAAAAAACUAGUGUAAAAAUACAUUUUUUUAUAUUUAUUGUAAUAAGGGACUAAAAAUUAAAAAUGGUUGUGUCCAUUGUAAUGGCCGGUUGUGCUAAUAUUAAAGGCCAAGUGAUAUAUGUAUAUGCUUUGAUACUCUAGCCUCAUCAAGCACUGUGGUGCAUUUGGUAUAUAUUCUAACGGUCCUGUUUGCAGGGGUAUGACCUCUCUGCAGAUUAUCCAAGCAGGACAUGUGUUCUAUUAUUUAAAUAAAUUUUAUCCUCGACGACGCGGAUCUAGUUACGAUCUAAAGGUAGGCUAGUCAGUAAGAUGCCUUGGCGAUUCAAUUUUAUUAAUACCUAAAAUGACCGAGGCUGUGUGUAAAUAAAAUUAGAAAUCAAAUCUUAUAUAGCAGGUAUAAAUAUAUAAAUAUAUAUAUAUAAAUUUGGUAUGUGCCAGUUUUUAGUGAUAACGUACAUUUUUAGUAAUUGAUGUAUUUUAGCGUGUAAAAUUAAAAACAAAAAAAUGGAGGACUUUGUAUAAUAUUUCUAUAGAAAGAGCCAUAUACAAAAGUAGUUGUAUUUGUAAAUUGUGUUCUGUCCCCUGAGGAGUGUGUCAGUUGUAUAUGUGGUAAAGCUGACAGAAAAUAAUUCUAGGGCCAAUUAGUUGUGCAGAAAACCUUUAAACACGCCAUCUAUAUACUAACAGUGUUGUAAAUAAUAAAAUGGCUUUUAUUAUUAGAUUAGACAAGUCUAUUUCUGGGCAUCACACUUAUUUUAUAUCCUCCCUAAAUAGCUUAUUUAUAAAUUUUCUUAUGAUAAAUAAAAAAUUCCAGUUCAUUUUAUUUAAUUUUUUUUUUUAAUAUAUCCAUAUAAUAUCGACAUUUUGAUUGCUAAAUUUCAUGUUGCAAUAAGUAAUAAAAUUGUUUAAUAUAUGUAUAUGUAUGUAUUUUAAAUAAAUAAAUAUUUUCAUUUGCUCAUUUCGGAGGCUGUGUGACAUUCUUUAAGUUAAUAUUUCCCUCUCCCUUUGCAUGAAAUUACAUUUUGGAAAAACAUUUAAUUAUUUUAAAACAUACUUCCAUAUAAAAAUUACAUGUCAAUCACCGAAAUUUCAAUAUGUGACACAGUUUCCACCUUUUUAAACUAGUUUAUUGUACCAUUUUUAUUUUUGUGACAUUGUUUUGUGAGUGUAUGUCUAUCAACAAAUAUUUAGUGUGUUAAAAUGUUGAAAUUUAUAAUAUUCUUUAUAAUAAUAAUAAAAAACAUUAUUAUUUGUUA
This is a messenger RNA of Nezara viridula (southern green stink bug), 7252 nucleotides long. NCBI's taxonomy places the organism in Eukaryota, Metazoa, Arthropoda, Insecta, Hemiptera, Pentatomidae. The record is from the annotation of a GenBank genome assembly.